GAGGUCUCUGACAAGCGCGUCUUUCAAAAUUUGUUUUAGAGGUUAUGUUAAUAUGGCAGAAGAAAACAAAAUCGGUUUGUGUCCGAUUUGCAGCAAAUCUUUGCCGAUUAAAGAGCUGGUCGAGCAUGUCGACGCCUGCAUAUUCUUUAACACGGACGACAACGAAAUCACGAAGCGAAAACGCGAACCGUCGCCCUCAAAAUCGCACGCAAAGCCGAAGUUUCAGUUCAAACACAAAAGUCCCAGAGAUGCGGAAAAGCAGAAAAUAUUGGCGCCCAUUUUUCAGAGGAAUAGGCCGAGUAGUAGUAGGAAAAUUGUGGAAGAAACAAUUGUUGUAGAGAAAGAGAAUGGUAGUAAUAAGAAAAAAUUAUCGUUCAGUGUACCUCUGGCCAAACAAAUGCAACCAAAGAGUUUGGACGACUUUUUCGGGCAGAUUAAGGCGUUGGGGAAAGAUACUGUCCUGAGGGGUUUAUUGGGGAAAGGUGAGAUACCUAAUAUGAUACUAUGGGGUCCACCAGGUUGUGGAAAAACAUCAUUAUCCAAUGUUAUACAUGAGAUAUGCAAGAAAAACCCAAAGCAGUACAGAUUUAAAGCACUUAGUGCUACAGAUGAUGGUGUAAAAAAUGUAAGAACUGUUAUAUCAGAGGCAAAAACCGACAUGAAGUUUGGUAAGAAAAUGAUUUUGUUCAUGGAUGAAAUACACAGGUUUAACAAGAAACAACAGGACACGUUUUUGUUGAGUGUGGAAAAGGGGGAAAUCACCUUGAUUGGGGCUACAACAGAGAAUCCCUCGUUUAGUUUGAAUAAUGCUCUAUUGAGUCGAUGUAGAGUGAUUGUUAUGGAGAAAUUGGAUUGUGAGUCUUUGUUCUCCAUUCUGAGUAAGGCGACAGAGGCUUUGGAUAUUGACGUUGUCGAUGGAAAUAACCCCUGUGGAAUUAUAAAUGAUGAUACAAGGACUGCCAUAGAAGAAGAGGCACUGCAAUGGUUGUGUGAUAUCAGCGAUGGGGAUGCCAGAAUAGCUCUGAGUAAUCUGCAAGUUAUUUUUCAGCACUGCGAUGAAAAAGGUAAAGUUAUAAAGUUGGAUGAUGUCAAGGAGCAAGUUAAGAAGUCUCACAUGCUCUAUGAUAGAGCUGGAGAGGAGCAUUACAACCUAAUAUCAGCCAUGCACAAGUCUAUACGGGGGUCCGACGAAAAUGCGGCUCUAUACUGGACCACAAGAAUGAUGGUCAGUGGAGAGGACCCCAUGUAUAUUGCCAGAAGAUUAGUUAGGGCAGCCAGUGAAGAUAUAGGUAACGCCGACCCCCACGCGCUGCCACUGGCCAUAGCCGCGAUGCAGGGUUGCCAGAUGAUCGGCAUGCCGGAAGCCGACUGCCUGUUGGCGCAGUGCGCCAUCUACUUGGCGCGGGCGCCAAAAAGUCGCGAGGCGGAUAGUGCGCUGGCCGCCGCUAAAAAUUUGAUAAAAAAUUGCCAAGGACCGCAACCAAACGUCCCCAUGCAAAUCAGAAAUGCCCCCACAAAGUUGAUGAAGGAUUUAGGUUAUGGAGAACUUGAAGAUGGAGCUGAAUUCACCUUUAUGCCCCCUGAGUUGAAGGAUGUUAAUUUUUUUAAAUAAAUUUAUAUCUGUGUUGUUUAUUAAAUGUUUAUAUUUUUAUUAGCAUUAAAACAAUGAAGAGAGUAAAUAAAAUUCUAUUUAUUACUAGGUUUUUUCUUAAUUUAUUAAUUUAACGAAAUUUAUUCAACAGCUUUGACAAGAGCUUCACCUACUUCAAUAGCAAUGGCAGCUUCAGCACGAGCCUAAAAAAAAUAAAAUAAUUUAUUUCAUCAUUAAAUUUUGUUAUUUUAUUACUUGUUCUGUGGAGGCAGACGACAUAGAGCUCUGAGCUUUACUUAAAACCUCCUGGGCAGCAGAACGGUCCAAACUUUCCACAGGAUGGGCUUCUUCUGCCAAAAUCUAAAAAAAGAAUCUUCGUUGAUUGUGACUGUACCACUGGAAACGAAUAUUUUUUUAACAUUACCACUAUCUUCGAUAACAGAAACUACUCCUGGUUUCAAUACAGCCAGAGUGGGUACAUGUUUGGGUAAAAUACCAAAACUGCCGGAGAAAGACGGCACGUCGACUUGCUUAACUGAUUUGGCAUCGUAGAACACCUAAUAAUAAAUCCAAUAUACCUAUAUAAAAUUUGCGUUUUUUUAUAAUUACCUGGUUGCCGGAGGCCAAAGUGAAGCUCAUUUCGUCGGAAUAACCGCGAACAGUGGUAGUGCUUAAAGCACGGCGAGAGAAAAGCCUGGUUACGGAUCUUAAAGCCAUUUUU
Messenger RNA from Brassicogethes aeneus, 2312 nucleotides. The record is from the annotation of a GenBank genome assembly. NCBI's taxonomy places the organism in Eukaryota, Metazoa, Arthropoda, Insecta, Coleoptera, Nitidulidae.